CUGGCCACACAAACAGAUGAGGAACACAACACAGUCCACUACAGAGAGAGAAACUAGUGUUAGUUUACUGAAUGUGGAAAUGAAAAUAUAGAAAAGGGUAAAACUCAGAGAAGAAGAAACAACAUGGAUGAUGUCUAAGAAUAUGUGAACGUCGUACGAGGUAAAGUCAGAACAGAUAUCACAGAUUCAAUGCCACGAGAAUCCAGUCAUAUAGCACGGAUAAAGAUUCAAUAAGAGACUCAGAAGACUGAACAGAAAGGAUUGUUGAUAUCUACGUCAGUGCAGAGGCUGUAAGAGACAUGAAACAUAAGAAAGAGACAGAAGACUUCAACACAGAAGAACCCCGAACACCUCGACACACAGGAAGUGAUGGUGUGAUGAUCUCCAGAGCAGCUGCAGUAGUGUUUGUGCUGCUGUGUGUUCUUCUGCUGACUGCACGCAUUAUACUGUGUGCCACCUUCACUCAAGAGAGACAACAGCUGCUGACUAAGAUCACCAACCUUACAGUAGAAAGAGACCAGCUACUAACAAACAAUAUGAACCUCACAGAAGAGAGAGACCAGCUGAAAUCAGAAAGAAAUGAUCUUCAGAAGAAGUUUGCGGAUGGAUGGAAGUUUAAUCAAUCCAGUCUUUACUUCUUUUCCUCUGAGAAGAAGAGCUGGACUGAGAGCAGAAGAUACUGUAGAGAGAGAGGAACAGAUCUGAUCAUCAUCAACAACACAGAGGAACAAGAUUUUGUGAAGAAUAUUUGUGGUUCUGAUCAUUUCUGGAUUGGUUUGACUGAUGUUGAAGAGGAGGGCAGAUGGAAAUGGGUUGAUGGCAGCAACAUCAACAUCACCUCUGGGUUCUGGGCGCGUGGAGAACCAAACGACUAUCAGGGAAACGAAGACUGUGCUAACAUUCAUUCAUCAGGAUGGUUUGAUUCUCCAUACUAA
This is a messenger RNA of Carassius auratus (goldfish), 935 nucleotides long. Its product is annotated as CD209 antigen-like protein C. The coding region runs from base 300 to 935 and encodes 211 amino acids. The transcript has 5 exons. NCBI's taxonomy places the organism in Eukaryota, Metazoa, Chordata, Actinopteri, Cypriniformes, Cyprinidae. The record is from RefSeq and is a predicted model, not a curated record.